Molecule: messenger RNA, 503 nt
Organism: Racocetra persica
Lineage: Eukaryota; Fungi; Glomeromycota; Glomeromycetes; Diversisporales; Gigasporaceae
Source: the annotation of a GenBank genome assembly
GUAAAUUGGGUAUAGCAAUUCGCUUUUUACAAAAUGAAGAUCUUAAAGAAAAUAAUAUAGAAGUUGAUCCCAAUUCACAUCUUUAUGAGCUUAUGAAAAAGAGCGAAAAGAUUAUUUAUAAUAGUAGUGAUCGAACAUUCCAAUAUAAGCCGGACUAUGCUAUUCGAUCAAAAGAUGAUUUGUUAACCUUGUUAAAAAAUAGAAGAGAUCAACCUGGUGUGCCUCGAGGAAUGCCAUUUAAAGAGCUGGAUGAUUGCAUUGAUCUAACAAAUGUCGUUGGGGAAUUAGAAGAGGAAGGUAAGAUUAUGGUGAUACGUCUUAUGAAGGAUAAUUCACCGCGACUAUUAUACUGGAAUGAUCAACGAUAUGUUACUGAAAUGGACAAAGAGUUUGUCGAAAUGUUUCAUAGCGUUAAAGUACCCGAUGAAAGUGAUUUGAAGAAGUCACUUGAAGAUGCUGGGUUACAAACAAUGUCUGUGUUGGAAAACAAGUCUAGAACGGAG